Molecule: messenger RNA, 1342 nt
Organism: Dermacentor silvarum
Lineage: Eukaryota; Metazoa; Arthropoda; Arachnida; Ixodida; Ixodidae
Product: cuticle protein 16.5-like
Exons: 3
Coding region: 121-1221 (366 amino acids)
Source: RefSeq, a predicted model, not a curated record
CUCUCCGCGGAAGCACCGACCACGCUCACUCUCCUUUUCGUAUAAGAGGACGGUGCCGCAAGCGUUACUCGAGCAGUGUACUCUUCAUACACCGAACCCAGAACGCAGGAAACUACAACCAUGACCGGACUUCACGCCUGCCUGCUCUUGGCCCUGGUCUCCAGCGCUGCCGCCGGAUAUGUCCGUGGCUCCUUGCUAAGGAACGCCGCCCUCGGAUACGGCUAUGGAAACUAUGCCAGUGGAUUGGGUGGCUAUGGUGGCUACGCCCUCGGUCACGGCUACGGCUACUCCGGGCUCACUGGCUCCGGUCUUGGUUACGGCGGCGUCAGCUACGGUGGCCACGCCCUCGGUCACGGCUACGGCUACUCCGGGCUCACUGGCGCCGGUCUUGGUUACGGCGGCGUCAGCUACGGUGGCCACGCCCUCGGUCACGGCUACGGCUACUCCGGGCUCACUGGCGCCGGUCUUGGUUACGGCGGUGUCAGCUACGGUGGCCUCGGCUAUGGUUACGGUGGCCUUGGCUACGGCUACAGCACGCUCGGCCGCACCGUUGCCGCUGCGCCGGCCGUGACCCGUACCGUGUCUGCCUAUCACGCUGCCCCCGCUGUGACCGCAGUCCACGCUGCGCCGUCGUACGCCACUUACGCCUCCGCCCCGGCUGUCACCCGCUACGCGUCCUAUGGCGUGGCUCCAGCUGUCACCGCGGUCCACCACGCUCCAGCCGUUGCUUCCUAUGGCGUCGGCCUCGCUCACGCUGCUCCAGCAGUUGCAUCUUACGGCGUUGGUUUGACUCACGCUGCCCCCACUGUCACCGCUGUCCACCACGCCCCAGCCGUUGCCUCCUACGGCGUCGGCCUAACUCACGCUGCCCCAGCCGUUGCCUCCUACGGCGUCGGCCUAACUCACGCUGCCCCAGCCGUCGCCUCAUACGGCGUUGGCCUCACUCACGCUGCCCCAGCCGUGGCCUCGUACGGCGUCGGCCUCACCCACGCUGCUCCAGCAGUUGCCUCCUACGGCGUCGGCCUGGCUCAUGCCGCUCCUGCCGUCGCCUCUUACGGCGUCUCUCACGCUUCCCCCGUAUACGGUUACGGAGUUGGAUCCCUCGGCUAUGGUGCUGGCAACUACGGCUACGGUUACGGUCUCGGCAGCUAUGGCCUGAACUACGGCUACGGCCUGGGCACUCCCUACCACUACUCCAACCUUCUCCACAAGAAGAAGUAAAAUAUUCAUCACGCAAGAAUCAGCGUGAACAUCUCCCCAUUGCUUCUAUGGAAUCGGCAUUUUACUGCGUUGGUUGUUUUGAAAUUGUGAAUAAAGACUUCAGAAAAUCUAUAAUAUUGUC